UUUGAAAUCAGCUGUGUCUCUCAAACUUCUAUGUGAAGAGGCCCAUUAAUCUGCAGGAACCGAUUCACCUCUAAGAGUGCUGAUUCAUCAAUGGAGGAAUUUAUCCCAGAAGAGAAGGAUAACACGACUGGCAACAAAAUGAGAUCCCUGGCAGAGAGCCAAAUCUUCAAACACCCAGAAAGGACUCCUGAUCAGAGUCUGGAUUGUUUUGGUGAAGGACAACUGGAUCAGCCUAUGCAAGCUGUGAAGAAACCAUACUGCUGUAGCCUGUGUGGGAGCAGAUUCAGGACAUCCCACAGUCUGAAGAUUCAUCAGCGUGCUCACACUGGAGUAAAACCUUACCUCUGUGACCAGUGCGGGGAGAGUUUCAGGCAGAUAGUGGAUUUGAAUUGUCAUCAGCGUAUCCACACUGGAGAAAAGCCUUACACAUGUAACCAGUGUGGGAAGAGUUUCAGCCAUUCAAACACUCUGAAGUCUCAUCAGCUUAUCCACACCGGAGAAAAGCCUAACCUAUGUAACCAGUGUGGGAAGAGUUUCAGGCGUCUGGGGAAUCUGAAGUCUCAUCAACGUAUCCACACUGGAGAAAAGCCUUACCCAUGUAAACAGUGUGGGAAGAGUUACGGGCGUCUGGGGAAUCUGAAGUCUCAUCAACGUAUCCACACUGCAGAAAAACCUUACCUAUGUGACCAGUGUGGGAAGAGUUUCAGACAUCCAUGGACUCUGAAGUCUCAUCAGCUUCUCCAUACUGGAGAAAAGCCUUACCUAUGUAACCACUGUGGGAAGACUUUCAGGCAGAUAGGGGAUUUGCAUUGUCAUCGACGUAUUCACACUGGAGAAAAGCCUUACCUAUGUGAUCAGUGUGGGAAGAGUUUCAGGCAGAGAGGGGAUUUGCAUUAUCAUCAGCUUAGCCACACUGGAGAAAAGCCUUACCUAUGUAACCAGUGUGGGAAGAGUUUCGGGCGUCUGGGGAAUCUGAAGUCUCAUCAGCGUAGCCACACUGGAGAAAAGCCUUACUUAUGUGACCAGUGUGGGAAGAGUUUCAGCCGGCCAGGGACUCUGAAGUCUCAUCAACGUAGCCACACUGGAGAAAAGCCUUACCUAUGUAACCAGUGUGGGAAGAGUUUCGGGUGUCUGGGGACUCUGAAGUCUCAUCAGCGUAGCCACACUGGAGAAAAGCCUUACCUGUGUGACCAGUGUGGGAAGAGUCUCAGCCAUGCAAAGAGUCUGAAGUAUCAUCAGCGUAUCCACACUGGAGAAAAGCCGUAUGUCUGUGACCAGUGUGGGAAGAGUUUCACUCAAUUGGGGAAGUUGAAUUGGCACAAGAAAAUCCAUUCUGUGAAAAGCGGCUACUCUAAUUUCAUCUGUGAGCUUGAAGGUUCAUAUACAUAAUCACACACGUUUAGAAUACAUAUGUUCUGUAAACAAGUGUCUAAAAUGACAUGUUCUGUGAAUCUUUCUCAAUAACCUUCGUAUUCAUAAAACUUAAA
Mugil cephalus (flathead mullet) is the source of this 1487-nucleotide messenger RNA. Its product is annotated as zinc finger protein 1041. The transcript has 3 exons. NCBI's taxonomy places the organism in Eukaryota, Metazoa, Chordata, Actinopteri, Mugiliformes, Mugilidae. Gene Ontology annotation, cellular component: nucleus. Bases 91 to 1389 code for a protein of 432 amino acids. Gene Ontology annotation, biological process: regulation of transcription by RNA polymerase II. The record is from RefSeq and is a predicted model, not a curated record. Gene Ontology annotation, molecular function: RNA polymerase II cis-regulatory region sequence-specific DNA binding; DNA-binding transcription activator activity, RNA polymerase II-specific.